Molecule: messenger RNA, 1253 nt
Organism: Hyalella azteca
Lineage: Eukaryota; Metazoa; Arthropoda; Malacostraca; Amphipoda; Hyalellidae
Exons: 6
Coding region: 98-1105 (335 amino acids)
Source: RefSeq, a predicted model, not a curated record
AUGGCCCACUGUGUUCAAGAUUCCAGUCCAGAGAUUUCAGCCUACGCUACGCCAGGCUUUAGCAAGUAAACAAAUUCUUCUGCCUGGACAUCAAAGGAUGCUUAUCCAGCAUUUGUACGAGGCAGUGAUUUAUUUUACAACGUAUCCCACACCGUGGCAGUACAAGUCUGUCAUUGUGGCUCUGCUGUCAAUGUAUCCUCACCUUGGCAACGGACUAUCUCACGGUGAUGCUGAAACUUACUGGAGGCAUAAACUUUCGCACAAGUUCAGAAACAUGAGAAGAACAGUGGAUAGUAAACUCCCUGAAGUUGAGUGCAUGAGGGAGAAAAUUAAAAUUUGGAAAACUAAUAAGAAUGCAUUGAAAGAGAAAAUGGGGCAUCCCCUGGCUUUUGGAUGUGCCAACUUUCUCCCUGCUCGUGAAGAGACUGAAGAUGACGCCAGCAUCGCAGCGCACAUUGAAUAUAUGAAGAUGGAGAUAAAAAAUAAGAUUCCCGACCACCUUGCUAUCAACACAUCGCUUCAGUGCACGUUCCCCGACAGGCGGCGAUACAUCAUCAGCAAUCCCACUUUUCAUGACAUGAAGGAGCAGUACCCGUGCUUGUUCGACCCUCAUCAGUUAAUUCAAGAAUUCAACAGAAUCAGCGAAGUUGAUUUGGCGGGCGUGAUGACCGUGUCCUUGAAGAAGUACGCUAGCUCCAUCAUACAGUUAGCUCACAAUGAUGGGACGCAAAUGGAAGGAGAUGAAUAUGACUCGAACGAGGUGGCUAUGUCCUUGCUCCCUAAACUGAUGAGGGAGCCACUUCAAUCAUCUACCUCACUUGCCCUGCAGGAAUGUGGGAAGGAGCCAAUGCUGAUUCUUAAUGAAGCUGAUGGAGUGGUUACGGGGCAAGUCAUAGCAGAAGACGUGGUUCUGUGCGAGAUAUGUAGCUACUUUCAGGGGUUAUGUGUUCUCUUUGCUUCCUGCUAUGCCUUCAAUACACAUUACAAUAAAAAACAUAGAAACACUCUGUGUUUCAUUGAAAGAGUGUUAAUUGGGAUGGAUGGAAAAAAGCUAUCUCCUUUUAUCAUGUCAAUUGUAAAGAAAUUGAAUGAAAAGUGCAACUAAUUCAAGUGAUCCGAGUCUAAUGUCAAACACAUCGUCUCUAUUUUUAGUGACGAUAGUUCAAUUUGCUGACAUUGUUGCUUUUUUGCGGCCUAAUAUUGCUACAAGGUUUCUUUGUCUUAUUUCUUGUUUGUUAUAUUUUAGGUUUAUC